Porites evermanni is the source of this 975-nucleotide messenger RNA. Lineage: Eukaryota; Metazoa; Cnidaria; Anthozoa; Scleractinia; Poritidae. The record is from the annotation of a GenBank genome assembly.
AUGAGGCUUCGUCAUUAUUGGUCUAUUUUUUGUCUCAUUAUUGCCUGCAUCGCUUCCGAAGGCAGUCAAGAAUGGAACAAAGAUCACAGUGAACCAAGUCUAAAAGAAUGCGAUGAAGGAAGCUUCGUGCUCAACACGUGUGAAGAGCAAUGUGAAUGUAACAACGGUAAACUGACAAGCUGUUACCGUGUGAGAAAAGAGUUCACAGAAAUGACCAUUGAGGAGAGAAAACGUUAUAUCAACACUUAUAAAUUGGCUUCGGUCCAUCCUCUGUUUAAGAAAGAUUACGAAAAAAUGGUCCGUCUUCACCUCAACGCUCCAGAUUAUCUUCUUCAUCACACACCUACGAUCUUUUUCCCCUGGCAUCGGUGGUUUUUGGUUGAGUUUGAAAACCUACUGCGCAGAAUCGACUGUCGCGUUACUGUACCCUACUGGGACUGGAGCAAAGUUGCCCAUCAUUGGUGGAGAGAAUCGGAAAUACAGGAUCUUUGGAACUCUGGGGAUCACGGAUUCGGAGGGAAUGGAAACGAGGCUAAUGGCUUCUGCGUGGAGAACGGACCUUUCAGUAAGGACAAAUGGCGUAUCUUAGACGUGUCCGGAGGAGGAUGUUUAAAAAGGAAUUUCACGAAAUCCAGUUUCCGCGAUGCUGAACACGUUCGCAAAACUUUAUCCCUACCGCUGAAAGAUUUUUUCCGUUUUGACCAAAUUGUUCGUGACGAGUAUCAUGCUCCGACUCAUAAUCGGAUCGGUUGCACAAUGAUGGACCCUCGCUCAUCAUCAAAUGCCCCAGAAAUGCCUCUUCACCAUUCAUUCUUGGAUAAAAUUUGGUAUCAAUGGCAAAAGAAAGGAGAUGACUACAAAUAUGCCUACUUCAAAAGCAUUACAUUCAAACUUCCUGGUUCCGAGUAUUACGGAUGGGAAUGGAUGGAUUCUAAUAACCUUCCUGGUGAUGUGAAAGUUCUUUACACAGACUAA